GAGAGAGAGACUAAAGAAGCAAGUUGUUGAGAUGAAAGAGAAAUUUCCAGGCUUCAGACCAGGACUCGCAAUUUUGCAGGUUGGAAAUAGGGAUGAUUCGAACCUCUACAUUAAUAUGAAGCUGAAGGCUGCUGCUGAGAUUGGGAUCAGUGCCAAUCACAUAAAACUGCCAAACACAGCAACAGAAGCUGAUGUCCUCAAGUGCAUUGCCUCUUUGAAUGGAGACCCUGCUGUUCAUGGCUUUAUAGUGCAGCUGCCACUUGACUCUGAUAAACCCAUCAGUACAGAAAAAAUAACCAAUGCUGUUGCACCUGAGAAGGAUGUAGAUGGCUUAAGUAGCAUCAAUGCUGGGAAACUCUCUAGAGGGGACCUUGGAGACUGCUUUAUUCCCUGUACGCCAAAAGGAUGCAUGGAACUUAUCAGGCAGACAGGCAUCCAGGUUGCAGGGAAAAGAGCUGUAGUGGUUGGUCGCAGUAAGAUCGUUGGUGCUCCCAUGCAUGACCUGCUGCUGUGGAAUCACGCAACAGUAACCACUUGCCAUUCAAAGACCUCAACGCUGGCUGAGGAGGUUGGUAAAGCUGAUAUCCUGGUGGUUGCAGCUGGUAAAGCUGAAAUGGUAAAAGGUGAAUGGAUCAAACCUGGUGCAAUUGUAAUAGACUGUGGAAUUAACCAUGUGCCAGACAGCACAAAGGCCAGUGGAAAAAGAGUUGUAGGAGAUGUGGCGUACAGUACAGCAAAGGAAAAAGCUUCCUACAUCACCCCAGUUCCUGGUGGCGUUGGGCCUAUGACUGUGGCCAUGUUAAUGCAGAGCACAGUGGAGAGUGCGCAGCGUUUUCUGGAGAAGUUCCAGCCUGGAAAAUGGAACAUCCAAUAUAACCAGCUUACCCUAAAGGUGCCUGUUCCAAGUGAUAUUGAAAUAUCGCAGUCUUGCAUACUCAAGCCCAUUGAUCAAGUUGCAAAAGAAGUUGGCCUGCUCCCUGAUGAAGUGGAGCUCUACGGCCAAACUAAAGCCAAAGUUCAUCUGUCAGCUCUGAAACGGCUGAAGAACCAGCCAGAUGGCAAAUACAUUGUUGUUACUGGGAUAACUCCUACUCCCCUGGGAGAGGGGAAAAGCACCACUACUGUUGGUCUUGUUCAAGCCUUAGGAGCACACCUUCACCAGAAUGUCUUUGCUUGUGUUCGGCAGCCUUCUCAGGGGCCAACCUUUGGUAUAAAAGGUGGAGCUGCAGGUGGUGGCUAUUGUCAAGUUAUCCCCAUGGAAGAGUUUAACCUUCACCUCACCGGUGACAUCCAUGCUAUCACUGCAGCCAACAACCUGGUCGCUGCUGCAGUCGACGCACGUAUAUUCCAUGAGCUAACUCAGACUGACCAGGCUCUCUACAACCGUUUGGUGCCUUCUGUCAAUGGUGUUAGGAAGUUCUCAGACAUUCAGAUCCGAAGACUACAGAAAUUGGGUAUUAACAAAACUGAUCCUACAGCUUUGACAAAGGAAGAAGUAAACUUAUUUGUGAGAUUGGACAUUGACCCAGGCACCAUAACAUGGCAAAGAGUACUGGAUACAAAUGACAGGUUCCUUAGGAAAAUCACUAUUGGACAGUCUCCAACAGAAAAAGGCUUCUCACGAAUGGCUCAGUUUGACAUCACGGUGAGCAGUGAAAUCAUGGCAGUUCUAGCACUCUCUGAUGGGUUGGAUGAUAUGAAAAAGCGACUGGGCAGAAUGGUAGUAGCUUCUAGCAAGAGAGGAGAACCAGUUACAGCAGAUGACCUUGGAGUGACUGGUGCUCUGGCUGUCUUGAUGAAAGAUGCUGUUAAACCAAACCUCAUGCAGACACUAGAGGGAACACCAGUGUUUGUUCAUGCUGGACCUUUUGCCAAUAUUGCACAUGGGAAUUCUUCAGUGUUGGCAGACAAAAUAGCACUGAAGCUUGUGGGUAAAGAGGGAUUUGUUGUUACAGAAGCAGGAUUUGGUGCAGACAUAGGCAUGGAGAAAUUCUUUAAUAUUAAGUGCCGCUAUUCCGGUCUCCGGCCUCAUGUGGUGGUGUUGGUUGCUACUGUCCGAGCUCUGAAAAUGCAUGGAGGAGGGCCUGCAGUCACUGCUGGGGUACCUUUACCAAAGGAGUACAUGGAAGAGAAUCUUCAACUGUUGGCAAAAGGCUGUAGUAACCUAAACAAGCAAAUCCAAAAUGCACGGAUGUUUGGUGUCCCAGUAGUAGUGGCUGUCAAUGCUUUCAAAACAGAUACAAAGGCUGAACUGGCCCUUGUAGUACAACUGGCAAAGGAAGCAGGAGCAUUUGAAGCUGUGGAGUGCACUCACUGGGCAGAGGGAGGUAAAGGAGCGGUUGCACUGGCCCAAGCUGUUCAGAGAGCAUCGCAGACACCCAGCAACUUCAGGUUCCUCUAUAAUGCGGAGCUCCCUGUUAUAGACAAGAUUAGACUUAUUGCACAGCAGAUCUAUGGGGCAAGUGACAUUGAGCUACUUCCAGAAGCACAGGAGAAAGUCACCGUCUACACUAAGCAAGGAUUUGGAAACCUGCCAAUCUGCAUGGCUAAAACUCACUUAUCAUUGUCUCAUGACCCUGAACGAAAAGGAGCACCUACAGGUUUUAUUCUGCCAAUCCGAGACAUUCGGGCCAGUGUUGGUGCUGGAUUCCUGUAUCCGCUAGUAGGAACGAUGAGCACUAUGCCAGGACUUCCUACAAGACCCUGUUUCUAUGAUAUAGACUUGGACCCAGUGUCAGGAGAAGUAAAUGGGCUCUUUUGAAAGGAAUUAUUAACCCAAGCUCCCAGAAGAACACCUGAUGAGUCAUGUAAACAGAACUAUGGCCUGAUUUUUUUUUUUUUUUUUUAAGUCAAACAAGAUAUGACUGAGAAUAUAGUGCAAGAAGUGACUGGAAGGAGGAGUCCUAAAGAAUCAACCACUUAUUUUAAUCUGUAAUAAUUUUUAAACUGCUGUGUCCCAAGCUAGUUGAUACUGAGCAUAUAAAGCAUUCUUCCUCUACAAACCUCCUGCUGCAUAAUUGUAGCUGAAGCAGAAUACAGAAGCUUGAGUUUCGUGACCUCUCUUGAUUUGGUGACAUGAUUUUAAUAAUUAAAAAUCCUAAAGCUGG
Molecule: messenger RNA, 3107 nt
Organism: Aptenodytes forsteri (emperor penguin)
Lineage: Eukaryota; Metazoa; Chordata; Aves; Sphenisciformes; Spheniscidae
Gene: MTHFD1
Product: methylenetetrahydrofolate dehydrogenase, cyclohydrolase and formyltetrahydrofolate synthetase 1
Exons: 27
Coding region: 32-2761 (909 amino acids)
Biological process (GO): tetrahydrofolate interconversion
Cellular component (GO): cytosol
Molecular function (GO): methenyltetrahydrofolate cyclohydrolase activity; ATP binding; methylenetetrahydrofolate dehydrogenase (NADP+) activity
Source: RefSeq, a predicted model, not a curated record